Molecule: messenger RNA, 3519 nt
Organism: Closterium sp. Yama58-4
Lineage: Eukaryota; Viridiplantae; Streptophyta; Zygnematophyceae; Desmidiales; Closteriaceae
Source: the annotation of a GenBank genome assembly
AUGGGCCAGCGCGUUGAGGUCCCCGCAGAGGCGCGAAGAUGGUCUGCGGGGAGCGGUCCUGCGCGCUUACCAUCCCCCUCGUCUCCCCCUACCUCUCCGCGGUUCACUCGGCGCAGGGAUGCCUCUUCCCCGCCUUCCUCCCCCGGCCUCGGACCCGGUCGGCCGUCCCGGCGAACAGACAACGCCCGAGAUAACGGACACGUGGCACUGGGGAGGCAGGGGCUAGCGGUAAUGCAGGGACGGCGGCUGUCGGAUUCGAGCUCAAGUGUGUCGGUGCUGGGAGUGGUGGAGGAGCAGGCGGGGGACACGGGGGAGGGGUCGCGGCAAGGAUCAGUGGACGCGUUCGAGGCGAUGAGCAACAGCAGCCAGAUCAGCGACAGCGGUAGCUACAGCGGCUCCGCGCCCACCACCGCCAGGAACGGUCACGUCCACACCGCGGACGCCGCGAGGCAGACUCGUUUGGCUCUUGAGCCGCGCUACGGCGGGCAGGCAGCUAUACUAGCCACGCAUGCUGACGUGGACAGGUAUCACGAGAGCGGCCGGCAGUUGGGGCAAAUGUUGCGGGGGGGCGCGGGACCGGCGCGCAUUGUCAGCCCCGCGGAGCGUGCCGUCGCCGCGGAGCUUGCGACCUUGGCGGAUUCCGUCACGGAUGCGGACGUGUAUGCGCCGUCCCCCGCCGCAGCGGCGCUUAUGUCCGCAACGGACGGCCUCUUCUCUGCCGCUUCCGCUUACGUCUCCGCCUCUGUUCCCGCGCCCCCUGGCUCGCCUUCGCCGAUACCACCCUACAGUCUCUCCGCGCAUCAGCCUGUCUCAUCCUCCCCGUGGCCCCCGAUGGUCGUUGCGCUUGCGCGUCCGCCUGAUGCGGGGCUGGGGGGACUUGAUGUAAGGGCGAGGUUGGGGCGCACCUUGCGGUACGGGAGCGCGGGCGGAGGGGGAGAGGUUGGUGGGAGCUGGGCUACAGUGGGGUCGGGCAAUGAGGGGCAGGGCAUGGAGCGGCAGCAGCAGCAGCCAACGAAGGACGCCAAGGAGCUGGCACGCUCGCUGCUGCGGCAGCUGUCGGGCGGCAAAAAAGGGGGAGGCGCGCCGCAGGUGAUUGCGGUGCGCAAUCGGAGUGGAGGGGAGGCGGCGCAACGCGACUUCGUAGCCUCGGGAGUGUCGGCUGCAAUGCGUGAGGAUGGCUUGAGCGAACAGCGGCAAAGGGGGGAGGGGGUCACGAGCGCAUUCGCAGGUCGAACGGCCGAGAUCGCCAGGGAGACAGAGCCAGGGGAGGUUGACUCGGUAAUGACUCAGCGAGGUGCUUAUAACGAGAAGCAGAGCGGUGCUAUUGAGAGGACGGGCGGUGGCGUGAUGGGCGGUGCGAGUUUCGACGAUGACGUGAUGGUGAUGGCGCAAGAGGGCGAGCAGCAUGAAGACACGGCCUCGUGGAGACAGCCGUGGUCGCUGCGACGACCACAGCCGGAUGGCGCGCCGCCGCAACGGCAGCAGCAGGAGGAGGUGGAACGGCAGCAGCAGCAGGAGGAGCAGCAGGAGCAGCAGGAGGAAGAAAGGCUGGAGCGGCAGUUAGAACAGGUGCCGCAGCAAGUCGAAUUGCAGGAGCAAUUGCAAAAGCAAAUAAAUUUGCAGCAGCAAGCCGACCUGCAGCAGCAGGAAGAGGAGCGAUCGGAGGAGACGGAAGCAGAGAGUUCGCAGGAGGAAGAGGAGGAGCAGCUUGUGCGCAUUCGAGAAGAGGAGCAGGCGGUGCAGCAGAGGCAGCAGAAGCUGCCGUCGCAGCCAAGCCUUUUCCAGCAGCAGCAGCAGGGGCAGCAGCAGGGGCCGGCGGGUGGCAGCCCAGUGUCGACUCUGGAUGUGGCGCUGAGCAAGGGGUCCCCCUCAACCGAUGCAGGUGAGGAGGAGGACGGGGUGGCCUUGCACGCGCGCAUGCAUGCAUUCGCGGACGCCCACGCGCACUGGCUCUCCGCGAAUGCCAGCCCAACGGACGACCUGCCGGCCGAAGCGGAUGCGGAAGAAUGUGGCGGUGCAGAGGUAGAGGCAGGCGGGGAAGCAGAGCACGUGUGUGGCGAUGAGCCUUGCGUGCCUGGUCAACAGGCGUCGCCCCUCUUGUGCACACAAGGAGACAAAGCACCCGACUCGUCCAUGCUCGCACCAGCAAACCCUCCUCUCACCACCGCCGCCACCCCCGCAGCAGGACCACUCCAACCGUCCCUUCCAGCACCCCCUCCUGCUCUCCCGCCGCCACCGCUCGAGUCGUUAAGCACGGUGGAUCUGGGCACGCUGGCGUUUGUGCCGUCACCUGCCGGCAUGGAGGAGGACCUGGAGUACAUCCGCUACGUGCUCGUCGCUGCUGGCUUCGCCAACCGCUCCCUCCCCCCCGCCGCCUCUCCAGCUGCGCCCAUCAGUGCGGCGGUGUUUGAAGUGCUGGAGGCGGAGUUCCUGUCACUCGAUGGCAUCAUUGUUGACCCCAACAACCCCCUGGGGCCCGUCACGGGGCCAGCAGCAGCAGGGGGCAAGGCAGGAGGUCCAAGUACAUCAUCACCAGAAGCAGCAGCAGCAGCAGCAGCAGCAGCAGCAGCAGAUGGGUUGUCGGAGAGUGAGAGCCUGCCAUCAGAUGCAGCGCCGGCCUUCUCCUCACCAGCCCUCCCCGCCAAUUACCCCGACGAGCGGCGGCAGCGCCGCCUCCUCUUUGACGCCGUGAACGAAGCUCUUGGCCGCCGCCUCGCACCCUUCCUCCUGCCCUCCCAACCCUGGCAGCGCCUGCAUGCCGCCCGCUCUGCACCGCUGAGGAAACGGCCCGCAGGGCGGCGGCUGCUGCAGGAGGUGUGGGCGGAGAUCCAUUCGUGGGCCGUGCCCAUGUCUGAUGACGUGUUUGACACCCUGGAUGACCUGGCACGCAGGGAUUUGUGGAAGGGGCUGGACACGUGGAAUCCCUUGGAUAAGGCUGUGGAUGAUGAGGUGCCAGAUGUGGUGUUUCAAUUGGAGGAUGUGCUGAUGGGGGAGCUGAUUGGGGAGAUCUGCAUUGCCCUGUCGCUUGUUGAGUAUUGCAUCAAGUUCGUACCGCAUGCUUUCUCCCCCCACUUCGGCAACAUCGAAGGCGAUUCCGCUCUUCGACUCUCAAAGAUGUCUGCCACCGCCUCAGCGAUUGCCGCGUCUAGACCAGAUGGUUACUUGAUAGCCAUGAUCGCAGAUGAGGACACGAUAACCGGAUUUCUGCUGGCGGGAGUGGGCCACAUGGACGUGCGGCGGCGGAAGAACUAUCUUGUUGUCGACUCCAAGACCCCUGUGCGACAGAUCGAGGAGUCGUUUAAAGAGUUCAGCAACAGGGAGGACGUGGCCGUCAUCCUCAUAAGCCAAUAUAUCGCCAACAUGAUUCGGUACAGCAUCGACAGCUACAACAAGCCCAUACCCGCCGUGUUGGAGAUCCCCAGCAAGGAGCACCCGUACGACCCCAACCAGGACUCCAUUCUCUCGCGCGUCAAGCACAUGUUCGCGUCUUCUGAGUCUGUUUCUGACUCCAGGAUCUGA